AGGGAAGAUUUCUUUCCUUGUUCUCUAGCCUGUGAAGGGUUUGCAAAACUCCUGCUGCCUGGAAUAAAAUUCUGCCGGCAGCAACUAUUUGUCGGAGGUAAGCAGUUCCAGAGGGAGCUUUCACAUUCACCGAGUGGCUGACGAUGAAGACUCUGGAAGAUGUCGUGACCGACCAGCUCAGCCUCUCCCUGCCAGAUCCAGAUGUUUCUGCCUACAUGCAAUACCCCAAUACGCCUCUGCCCUCGAUGCAGCUGUGUGGGCCAGUGCCUCCCUAUUACUCCAACAACAGCUACUACAACCAGUACUCUGAAGAAUGGUACUCCUCACCCAUGUAUGACAUGAAGGCGUUAACCUGUGACAGGGCCUUCCCCAAAGACUCCGAAGAGUGCGAUGUCCCCAUCGCCAAGAAGCCACGGUUGGGUACUAUCCCAGGCAAGAUGAAAGGCGACGAACUUUGUGUCGUGUGUGGAGACAAGGCUUCUGGAUAUCACUACAAUGCUCUCACCUGCGAAGGAUGUAAAGGGUUCUUCCGACGCAGCGUCACCAAGAACGCGGUGUACAAGUGCAAGAACGGAGGCAACUGCGAGAUGGACAUGUACAUGAGGAGGAAAUGCCAGGAAUGCCGCCUCCGGAAGUGCAAGGAAGUGGGGAUGCUUGCCGAAUGUCUGCUAACAGAAAUUCAGUGCAAGUCGAAACGACUAAGGAAGUGCCCCUCACUGCCCCCCGACCCGCCUGAAACGGAGACCAUGGACGGACUGGAUUCCAAGCAAGUGACAUCCACAACCAAGCACAUCAAACAGAAAAUAGAAUUUACCCCAAAGCAACAAGAUCUCCUAAGGCACAUCCUUGAUGCCUUCUCCAAGUACCGCGUCCCUCAAGAGCUGACCAAGAAACUGCUGCAGCAGCGAUGCAGUCCUGAGGAAAACUUCCUGCUCCUCACUGAAACCGCAACCAGUCACGUCCAGCUACUGGUGGAGUUCACCAAGAAGCUACCCGGCUUCCAGAUGUUGGAUCAUGAGGAUCAGAUUGCCUUGUUAAAGGGCUCAGCGGUGGAAGCCAUGUUCCUUCGCUCUGCCCAGAUAUUCAGCAGGAAGAUUCCUUGUCAACAGAGCAAGUUGUUGGAAGAUCGUAUAAGACACAGCGGCAUCGCUGAGGAAUAUAUCACACCCAUGUUUAACUUCUACCGGAGUAUCGGCGAGUUGAAGAUGACUCAGGAAGAAUACAGUCUUCUCCUGGCCAUCACCAUUCUGUCUCCAGAUCGGUUGUAUGUGAAGGAUCGGGACGCCAUUGACAGGCUUCAGGAGCCGCUGCUGGACAUCCUGCAGAAGUACUGCAAGAUCACCCACCCCGGCGACCCUCAGCACUUCGCCCGGCUGCUGGGGAGGCUGACGGAGCUCAGAACCUUCAACCACCACCACGCCGACAUGCUGAUGUCCUGGAGGAGUAACGACCAGAAAUUCACUCCUCUUCUCUGUGAGAUCUGGGACGUGCAAUGAGGUCCAGGUCCACCCCUGCAGCAGGACCAGGGCAUCUCAACCGCAUGACCAUCAGACCAGAGGCCACAGGAGCUUUCAGCCCAUUGAGCCCGCUCUGCCAUUCUAUCAUGGCUGAUUUAUUAUCCAUGUCAGAGCUGGUCUCCAUCUCCAAAGUGCUCAGAAAGACCAUGCAGUGCUAACAGGGACAAGUCUCCAAGGUUGACCCCUAGCAACCAAAUGUGAGGCUUAUCCAGAUUCAGCCAAUCACCUAUUUAAAUAAACCUUCAUGGCCUUAUGUAACUUUCAAUGUACAUGUGACAAAUAAAGUUAAUCUUUAUUAUUAUUAUUAUCUUUAAUGCA
Hypanus sabinus (Atlantic stingray) is the source of this 1835-nucleotide messenger RNA. RefSeq names its product nuclear receptor subfamily 1, group H, member 4 (gene nr1h4). The record is from RefSeq and is a predicted model, not a curated record. Gene Ontology annotation, molecular function: RNA polymerase II cis-regulatory region sequence-specific DNA binding; bile acid binding; nuclear receptor activity. Gene Ontology annotation, biological process: positive regulation of transcription by RNA polymerase II; negative regulation of inflammatory response; bile acid signaling pathway. Lineage: Eukaryota; Metazoa; Chordata; Chondrichthyes; Myliobatiformes; Dasyatidae. The transcript has 9 exons. Bases 144 to 1496 code for a protein of 450 amino acids.